ACACACACACAGCAGAUAGUCUCACUCACGCAAACACACGCAAGCACGCACGCCUCCGACUAUCGUCUGUCUGUGUGUCCAACAGUUGGUUACUAGCUGCCAUAACAACCAAAAGGAAAAAAAAUAACAAUGGAACGUAUAAACCCAAACAUCGCGUGAAAGGUUUUAAUGUCCAUUUUGUUAUCAUCAACCAAUUCUUCCCUUCUUUAUAUCGAAUCGUUUGCAUGAAAAAAAUCGAGUCAAGCCAAAGAAAUUCACCAAAAUUUUUCACUCGGAUAUUUAGUAGUUGAUAUCCCGAAGACAUGUUAUUGAAAUAUUACAAGAAUAUUCUACCCCCUCAGGAUGGUGCAGCAAAAAUCUGCGCUGUGUGUUGGUCGGCAAACAACGUGAAAUGUGCCGUGUGCACCUCGGACCGUGUCGUUCUGCUGUACGAUGAAGCCGGAGAGAAACGAGAUAAAUUUUCCUUAAAGCCUGCAGAUCCAAAGUAUGGUAAGACCAGCUACACAGUGAAAGGUCUUUGCUUCUCGCCAGACUCCACAAAGAUCGCCAUUGGACAAACGGACAACAUCAUCUACGUUUACAAAAUUGGAACUCAGUGGGGAGAUAAGAAAGUGAUAUGCAACAAGUUUGUACUUCAGAGUUCCGUGACUGCGAUGGUUUGGCCGAACAAUCAAGCUUUGAUUUUUGGUCAGGUCGACGGAAAGGUGCGUGCAGCCAACAUGAAGAGCAACAAGUCCUCCACAAUAUACGCGACCAACUCCUACGUCGUCGCAUUGGCUGCCAGUCCGUCUGGGAAAGCAUUCAUAUCUGGCCAUGCUGAUUGUUCCAUAGUGCGCUACACAUUUGAGGAUGAUGGUUCUGGCGAGACACGGGGUUUGCUGUGUCAUCAUUCUUCAGCCCCGUACGCGCUGGCCUACACCAGCCAUGGAAUCAUAGUCGGGGGCUGUGAUAAGAAAAUCGUCGCUUAUGACAGGGAUGGUCACUGCUCACAGCAGUUUGACUUCAGCCGCGAAGAGGACGAAAAUGAGUUCACCUGUGCUGUUUGCAGUCCUAGCGGCUUUUCAGUUAUUUUUGGAAGUUUCAACAGGCUGAAGAUCCUGAACUGGAACCCUCGGAAAGGGCUGUGGGAGGACCCCAUCAACAAAAUCAUUCCAAACCUGUACACAAUCACGGCCCUCUGCUGGAAGCCGGAUGGCUCCCGCGUCCUCAUGGGUACCCUAUGCGGCAGUGUGGAGGUGUUCAACAGUACCCUGAAGAAGAUCAACUACAAGAAGAAAUUCGAGAUUGUUCAUGUUGGCCUUAAUCAGGUGAUAGUGACCUGUCUGAGCAGUGGUCAAAAGACUGUGUUGAAAUCGCAGUAUGGCUACGAGAUUGACAACGUACGUAUCAUGGGCAGCGACAGAUAUGCUGUGGCUAAUUCCACCCAGACAAUCAUCCUGGCUGACCUCUUGACCAACAAAUUCACCGAGAUACCUUGGCAAUCUACUGGUGAAAAUGAAAAGUUCUACUUUGAUAACGAGAACGUCUGUAUGAUAUUCAACAGAGGGGAGUUAACUCUUGUCGAGUAUGGUAAUAACGAAAUAAUUGGUUGUGUCCGAACAGAAUACAUCAACCCUCACCUCAUCAGCGUCCGCCUGAACGAGCGGCAAACCAAAAGAUGCCAUAUCGGUGAUAACAAGAAGCUCGCCUACCUGCUGGACAUGAAGACUGUUGUUAUAGUGGAUUUGGUCACAGAGAAUGUCAUAGCAGAAGUGGAACAUGAUUCCAAAGUGGAUUGGUUAGAGGUGAACGGAAACUGAAAGAAGCCCGUCGUAUA
This is a messenger RNA of Octopus sinensis (East Asian common octopus), 1816 nucleotides long. RefSeq names its product intraflagellar transport protein 172 homolog. NCBI's taxonomy places the organism in Eukaryota, Metazoa, Mollusca, Cephalopoda, Octopoda, Octopodidae. The record is from RefSeq and is a predicted model, not a curated record. Gene Ontology annotation, biological process: intraciliary transport. Gene Ontology annotation, molecular function: protein binding. Gene Ontology annotation, cellular component: ciliary basal body; intraciliary transport particle B; axoneme. Bases 303 to 1799 code for a protein of 498 amino acids. The transcript has 15 exons.